GGCGCUUUUGGUCGCUGGUGGAGCUGGUAGGGCGGGUAGUGCUGUGGUCCUGUGGUUCGCAAACGAGUUUGAAGGUUUGAAUCCAAGUGUCUCUCUGGUCCUAGUUCUUCGCUGCUUAUUUUGGACAAGUUCAAAGUUAACUAAUAAUGUGACGAGUUGUGAGAUCCAGCCUCUCUCCUAGCAUCUCUUCCGCAAUAAUGGCCGGCGAAGACGACUGGCGAGUGAGCUGCAGCGACGACGAACGGUACCCUUCUCGAACGACAGACGCGAGCGGCAAGUCUUGGUGGGAGCCCAAACCCGAGGAAAUAAUCGAACUGUACACCGCCCUGUCGAAAAAGGGUGCGCUGAGCCUCGAAUGGCACUGUCCUGGUCGCAGAUCGCCGAGCGUUCAUUCGAGCGAGUCUGGCGGCGCGGACCGCCGCGCCAUUGAAGAGGACGAGACCAAGACCGUCGAACCCAACGAGUUCGACUUCGACGACGAAGGGAUAGAACCAAAGUGCAGUCCCAAAAUCACGCCGCGCCGGAGGACUACACCCUCGAGUACGCAGAAGCGGAUAGCUAAGUUCGACAAGGUCAUGUUCGAUGUUCGUAGACAGCGCGAACUUGACGCCAUCGAAAAAGUCGGACAUCACCACUCGAACUCCGAGAAGCGAUAAGUGCGUGCUUUGCGAACGCGUGUGUUGCAAAAACUAUUGAAGCUGGAUGGAGGUAGUUGAACUGGUUGAUCUAAGCUGCUCUUUUACAGUCUGGAAUGGACGAACCUUGUUCCGGGUUAAACAAUUUCGGUCAUAAAAUUAUUUUUACAAAAUCA
Messenger RNA from Ixodes scapularis (black-legged tick), 811 nucleotides. RefSeq names its product PAXIP1-associated glutamate-rich protein 1 (gene Pa1). The transcript has a single exon. NCBI's taxonomy places the organism in Eukaryota, Metazoa, Arthropoda, Arachnida, Ixodida, Ixodidae. The record is from RefSeq and is a predicted model, not a curated record. Bases 198 to 656 code for a protein of 152 amino acids.